This is a messenger RNA of Diabrotica balteata, 1074 nucleotides long. Lineage: Eukaryota; Metazoa; Arthropoda; Insecta; Coleoptera; Chrysomelidae. The record is from the annotation of a GenBank genome assembly.
AUGUCUUCUAGUGAUGAAAGUAAAUCUACACCGGAAGAGAAGUCGGAUCAAAAUAAAUACUAUAAGAGUGUAUUUCGCAAGUUUGAUAAGGAUAAAUCUGGAGGUGUAGAAUUGAGUGAACUGGCUGAAACCUUAGAGCUAGACGAUGAAAUACCAAGACACAUAUCAGAAAGAAUUUUUAAAGCUGCUGACAAAAAUAGAAAUAACGUCUUAGAUUUCAAUGAAUUUUACAACAUGGUCAGAAAUGCAUCAUACAAGGAAGUGUUUUCUAGAUAUGUAAAUUUAUAUGUCCGAUAUGUCCUUCCAAAACGAAAACAUCAUCCAGUAUGUACCGAACCCGAUGGUUUAUACGAAGAAAAAUAUACAUGCUGGCCACCGCCCAUAGCAUUAAUUAUUAUCUCAGCCAUCGAAUUGACAUUUUUUAUUAUGAAUGAAGAAGAUUAUGAACCAAAUGAUGAAGAAAAUUUUCAUAUAGGCAAACUUUUUAUUUAUGAUCCUUAUAAACGAGAAGAAGCAUGGAGAUAUUUAACAUACAUGUUUGUACAUAUAGGUUAUACUCAUCUAGUUGUGAAUUUAGUAGUCCAACUAUUCCUUGGUUUUCCAUUAGAAAUGGUUCAUAAAUGGAGGGUUCUUAUAGUGUACUUCGCAGGUGUCUUAGCUGGCUCUCUAGGUACCUCGGUCACUGAUCCUCAUACCUACCUUGCUGGAGCCAGUGCCGGUGUUUACGCUCUUAUAACUGGUCACAUUGGAACGAUAUUUAUGAACUGGAAUGAAAUGGAUUUUCCAUCAAUACAGCUGGGAAUUUUUCUCCUUAUUACCUGUAUAGAUGUUGGUACUUCACUGUACAACAAGUUUUACUUGGAACUAAACGACAAUAUAGGAUACGUUGCGCACGCUUCUGGUGCAAUUGCUGGUCUGCUGGUAGGAAUAUGGACCUUGAAGAAUUUUGUACCUUCCCGAAGAGAAACUUAUAUAUGGUGGGGUGCGCUAACUGUUUACAUUAUAUUUAUGGGGAUUCUUAUAUGUUUAAAUAUUUUCUGGACUGAUCAUUUUUUAACUGGUGCAAAUACAUAA